AUGGAUAAAGAAAAAUCUCCGGCACCUGGUGGAGGUCUCCCUCCUCCAUCUCCUUCAGGUCGGAGCUCGGCAUUCUCAGACUCUUCUGGUCCAAUUGGUCAUGGAUCAGAUGCUAACCGGUUGAGCCACGAUAUGAGCCGUAUGCUCGAUAACCCACCCAAGAAGAUUGGACACCGACGAGCUCAUUCCGAAAUCCUCACUCUCCCUGAUGAUUUGAGCUUCGAUAGUGAUCUUGGUGUGGUUGGUACUGCUGCUGAUGGAGCUUCUUUCUCUGAUGAGACUGAAGAGGACUUAAUGUCUAUGUAUCUCGAUCUGGAUAAGUUUAAUUCUUCCGCUACAUCUUCGGCUCAAGUAGGUGGUGGUGAGCCUUCAGGAUCAGGAGCUGCUUGGAAUAAAGGCUCAGCUUCUAAUCCUCAGAAUGCGCUCAGUGGUUUUGGGGAGAGGCCAAGAGUUAGGCACCAGCACAGUCAGUCUAUGGAUGGUUCGAUGAACAUUAAUCCUGAUAUGCUUAUGUCUGGGAAUGAGGAUGAUUCUGUUGUUGAUGCUAAGAAAUCCAUGUCUGCUACUAAACUUGCUGAGCUUGCUCUCAUUGAUCCUAAACGUGCUAAGAGGAUAUGGGCAAACAGGCAGUCAGCGGCAAGGUCAAAAGAAAGGAAGACGAGAUACAUAUUUGAGCUUGAGAGAAAAGUACAGACUUUGCAAACGGAAGCUACCACUCUCUCAGCUCAGUUGACUCUCUUACAGAGAGACACAAAUGGCUUGACAGUUGAAAACAAUGAGCUGAAACUGCGGUUACAAACGAUGGAGCAGCAAGUUCACUUGCAGGAUGAACUAAACGAAGCACUUAAGGAGGAAAUCCAGCAUCUGAAGGUGUUGACUGGACAAGUAGCUCCAAACGGUGCAUCAGGGAUGAGCUAUGGGUCGUAUGGAUCAAACCAGCAAUUCUAUUCCAACAAUCAGUCAAUGCAAACAAUCCUAGCUGCAAAAAAGUUUCAGCAGCUUCAGAUUCAUUCACAGAAACAGCAACAACAACAACAGCAGCAGCAGUUUCAGUAUCAACAGCAACAACAGCUGCAACAGCUUCUACAUCAUCGACUUCAACAGCAGGAGCAACAAAAUGGUAUUGCGGAGAUGAGAAAACAGAAGCCGUCUCAAGGCCAGAAUGAGAGCUAA
Molecule: messenger RNA, 1173 nt
Organism: Microthlaspi erraticum
Lineage: Eukaryota; Viridiplantae; Streptophyta; Magnoliopsida; Brassicales; Brassicaceae
Source: the annotation of a GenBank genome assembly